CAUUUUAUCAAAAUAGAUUCUGCUUUGUUAGCAACUUUAUCCCCGGAGGGAAAAAUAAGUUGAGGCGAAACGGUUGACAUCAACAGCCACACUUCCUGGUACUUUAGCUUUCAUCAUGGGUUUUGAAACAUGCGGUCCCAACGAGGCAAUGGUUAUUUCUGGGUGUGGACAUGAAAGACCAUUAUUGAUAUCCGGAGGUCGAGUGUGGGUUUGGCAUGGCUUGCAAAAAGUACAAAAAAUCAGUUUAAAUGUAAUGACAUUAAAUGUGGACUCACAGAGAGUAUACACACUACAGGGUGUUCCCAUUUCGGUGACAGGCAUUGCUCAGGUCAAAGUUCAAGGUCAAAAUGAAGAAAUGUUACACGCUGCCUGUCAGCAGUUUCUUGGAAAAACUGAAACUGAAAUUCGAAAAGUGGCUUUGGAAACACUGGAAGGUCAUCAGAGAGCCAUCAUGGGUACAAUGACCAUUGAAGAAAUUUAUCAAGACAGAAAAAAGUUUUCAAAAUCAGUGUUUGAGGUUGCAUCGUCUGACUUGGUGCAUAUGGGAAUAAGUGUUAUCAGUUAUACUCUUAAAGACAUCCGUGAUGAUGAGGGAUACCUUCAUGCUUUGGGUCAAAAACGUGUUGCUGAAGUACAAUGUGAAGCUCGUAUUGGUCAAGCAAUUGCGAAAAUGCAGUCUGGAAUAAGAGAAGCUGAGGCAGAAGAAGUCAGACUGAAGGCGGAAUUUAGAAACAAAGCAGAAGUGGCUGGAGCACAAAGAGAUUUCCAAGUCAAGAAAUCCACAUACGACAUGGAGGUUAAUGCUAAGAAAGCUGUCUCAGAAUUGGCUUACGAGUUACAGGCUGCCAUCACAAAACAAAGGAUUAAAGAAGAAGAGAUGCAAAUCAAAGUUGUUGAACGUGCACAACAAAUCAAUUUACAGGAGCAGGAGAUCUUACGUCGUGAGAAAGAGUUAGAAGCUCAAGUACGCAAACCUGCAGAUGCAGAGAAGUAUAAAGUUGAAAGGAUUGCAGCUGCUAACAAGAACAAGAUUGUGCUGGAAGCAGAAGCUGAGGCUGAAUCGAUUCGAAUUCGUGGAGAAGCUCAAGCCUUCGCUAUUGAAGCGAAAGCCACAGCAGAAGCAGAACAGAUGUCUAAGAAAGCUGACGCGUGGAGAGAUUAUCAAGAAGCUGCUAUGGUUGACAUGAUGUUGGAGACCUUGCCCAAGGUGGCUGCUGAAAUUGCUGCACCGCUCUCCAAGGUGAACAAGGUAACUAUGAUAUCCACGGGGAGCAAGGAUGUUGGUGCUUCAAAGAUCACUGGUGAAUUAUUAGACAUCGUGAUUAGAAUGCCACAAGCUAUGGAACAACUUACUGGCGUUGACAUCACCAAGAGCUUCCGUAAAGGUGCGCGAUAAAUCUACAGAGGACACUACUUAACUUGGUAUCUGACAAAUAUCGUAGUUAUAAUGUAGAUAAAGGAAUUAUGCGAAUUAUAAUAUGCGCUUCAAUUUGUAUUUAAGAAGAUGUAUAUAUAUACGACAAACUAUUUGCUUGUCUCUUAAUUGUUAUUUUCAUCGGUUUCAAUGUCAUGCUCAGCAUUUUAUCGUUUCUUAAUCAGUUUUCUUUAUCUUAUUCUCUAAAAGAAUUAAAUUUUUUAUUCUCCAACUUCGCGGUAGAACCUGGUAAAUCGAGUUAGUGUGUUUCCGGUUAAUCGAGACGAUAUGUUUUGCGAUAAAUCGUGAUGGUGGUUUGAAUAAGUAGAUGUUAUUGAUUAUAGUUUUUAUAUAUAUCCAUUUUUUUUUAUUUUACUGUUGCUAUAUAUUCGCUAGCAUCAGUUUAUUUACCAGUCCACUGUAAUUUAUGUUUGUAUCUUAUGUAGCCAGUAUAUCCAGCUCUUGUUCA
Messenger RNA from Hydractinia symbiolongicarpus, 1883 nucleotides. RefSeq names its product flotillin-1-like. The coding region runs from base 116 to 1396 and encodes 426 amino acids. Gene Ontology annotation, biological process: positive regulation of endocytosis; positive regulation of cell-cell adhesion mediated by cadherin; protein localization to plasma membrane. The record is from RefSeq and is a predicted model, not a curated record. Gene Ontology annotation, cellular component: plasma membrane. The transcript is spliced from 14 exons. NCBI's taxonomy places the organism in Eukaryota, Metazoa, Cnidaria, Hydrozoa, Anthoathecata, Hydractiniidae.